AUGAGCAGUGAGUGUUUGUUACCUUAUUACACGGCCAACAGCUACCGUUCAAUGGGCGUGUUCAAUACCUCCAUGGGUGACCUGCAACGACAACUGUACAAGGGAGGAGAGUAUGACAUUUUCAAGUACGCACCCAUGUUUGAAAGCGACUUUAUCCAGAUCAGCAAGAAAGGAGAGGUGAUUGACGUCCAUAACCGCGUCCGAAUGGUGACUGUGGGCAUCGCAUCCACCAGCCCCAUCCUCCCACUACCUGAUGUCAUGCUCCUGGCCCGACCAACUAAAGUCUGUGAAGAGCAUGUCAGACAUGCCCGGACAACCAAGGGGAGAGGUCGCAAGCCCACGAAGACCCUAGAGCUCACCAGGUUGCUUCCCUUGAAGUUUGUCAAGAUCUCCAUCCACGACCAUGAGAAACAACAGUUGCGCCUGAAGCUUGCCACUGGCCGUACUUUUUAUCUGCAGCUAUGCCCCUCUUCUGAUGCACGAGAAGACCUCUUUUGCUAUUGGGAAAAGCUUGUCUAUCUCCUGAGACCACCGGUGGAGAGUAGCUACAGUACCCCGAGUACAGUACUCCAAGCUGGAGACGCAACAAUUCUGGAGGGUGACAAAAGCCUAUUGACCACAGAGCUCCAUAGAGAAAGGGAUCAUGACGCUGUGGGGCUUCACAAGCUUGGUGAUGUGUCGGGAGCCUCGUCUUGUGCUUAUGUUGGUGGAGAGGGAGUCUAUCAUGCCCCCCAGGGCUCAGCUACAUCCUUGAAAAGUACUGAAGGAGGAGCAGCAGGGACAGCCUUGGGCCUGGCCGUAGCGGGGACAACAGCAAGCCCUGGAGGAGGCGUGGCAGUUGCAGGGGUGGGAGCGGGCUCUGUAGGAGGUGCUGUGAGCUUGGCCGCAACCAGGAGCACCAGCAGCAGCCAGAUGAGCGCCACCUUGGCAGGAGCUGCCGCCAAGAGUCCAGGAGAAAGCGGAUCCGGCAAGGCCAUUGUAGGUGCUGCCAGCAUAUCCUCAGAGGGCACAAACCUGGUCUUGGCAGGUGCUGCCAGCACAUCCUUGACAGGGGUGGACAGUGCAGACAGCAGCAUGAGCAUGGUGUUUGCAGGUGCAGCGACAACUGGCAAGGCUGCUGCUGCAAGUGCUAAAGGCCAGGUCGUAGCCCCCCUGGUCUCUAGCUUGCAGAGUGAAGGCUACAUGUCUGAACGAGAUGGAAGCCAGAAGGUCUCCUGCCCCAGGGAUGAAACUCGGAAGGAAAAAAAGGAAAGAAGGGAAAAGAAGGACAAGUCUUCAUCUAGGAAAAGUUCCCGUCACCGCAGAACAGGGGAAGGUCAUCACAGGACAGGAGGGGACAAGACCCGGAAGUCAUCCUCCCACCGGUCCGUAUCUGGCCAUGGAAACAAGAGAGAUGACAAAAAAGAAAAAGGGCAGAGCAGCACCAGGGGCAAAGGACACAGCCCUCACAAGAGUGGCAGCCAUAGCUCAUCUGCCAAGGAGGGGAGGACAGCUCGCAAGCCAGGGAAGAGCAGGUCCAGCACCAGUUCAGGGACUUUAAAUAAGAGAUCCAGUAAGAUCAGCACUUUCUUCAGAAGCUUCAGAGUCAUUCCUGGUUCAAAACCAACGGUUGGACAUGACAGAGAGGUAGACUUUGUGGCUAAGACGGUAGAGAAACGCAAUAUAGAGGCCAAGGUGGAGAAAGCCCCGGUUGGUGAGGACGUGGAGAUCCAUGGAACCGUGACAUCAGAGACGAUGGAGACCAUCAUUAUUGAAACAAAAUCCGGUUAA
Rangifer tarandus platyrhynchus (Svalbard reindeer) is the source of this 1770-nucleotide messenger RNA. The record is from the annotation of a GenBank genome assembly. NCBI's taxonomy places the organism in Eukaryota, Metazoa, Chordata, Mammalia, Artiodactyla, Cervidae.